CCAACCAUAUGAUAAUGAUCAUGAUCGAUAGUAAACUAAUCGUACGGCUCCAGUGCAUUUGGUGAGAAGAGACCUACUUACUAAUCGUACGGCUCCUGUCAUUUGACGAAGAAGAGACCUACUCUAAUUGAAAUCUUUGUCACAAAAAAAAAACAAGCAUUUGAGUCGUCUUCUUCUUCUUCUCUCUCUCGAAUCCGCCGUCUCCGAUCUCUUUUCGCCGGCGCCGUAGAUCGUAUAAACCUAAGUUAGCUAGAAAAUGUGGGGAAUCCUGGGGAGAAGAGCCGUCGAUGGAGGCUUAUCUGCUUCGUCUCUCAGAAGGAUGCGAUCCGGGUUGGUUUCCGCAAGGAGCUACGCAGCUGGUUCAAAAGAGAUGACAGUCAGAGAUGCUCUGAAUUCUGCAAUCGAUGAGGAAAUGUCUGCAGAUCCUAAAGUCUUUGUCAUGGGUGAAGAGGUUGGACAAUACCAAGGUGCUUACAAGAUCACUAAAGGCCUUUUGGAGAAAUAUGGUCCUGAGAGAGUUUAUGAUACCCCUAUUACCGAGGCUGGAUUUACUGGAAUUGGAGUUGGUGCCGCCUAUGCUGGCUUAAAGCCUGUUGUAGAAUUUAUGACUUUUAACUUUUCUAUGCAGGCAAUUGAUCAUAUCAUAAAUUCUGCUGCAAAGUCAAAUUACAUGUCUGCUGGACAGAUAAAUGUACCCAUCGUCUUUAGAGGACCCAAUGGUGCUGCUGCUGGUGUUGGUGCUCAGCAUUCUCAGUGCUAUGCAGCAUGGUACGCCUCAGUUCCUGGUUUGAAAGUUCUCGCUCCAUAUUCAGCUGAAGAUGCUCGUGGUCUUCUUAAAGCUGCCAUUAGAGACCCUGACCCCGUUGUCUUCCUUGAAAACGAGUUACUAUAUGGUGAAUCAUUUCCAAUUUCAGAAGAAGCACUUGAUUCAAGUUUCUGUCUUCCCAUAGGAAAAGCCAAGAUUGAACGAGAAGGAAAGGAUGUAACAAUAACAACUUUCUCGAAGAUGGUCGGGUUUGCCCUCAAGGCAGCUGAGAAGCUUGCAGAAGAGGGAAUAAGUGCUGAGGUAAUAAAUCUGCGGUCAAUCCGCCCGCUAGACAGAGCAACGAUCAAUGCUUCAGUGAGAAAAACAAGUAGAUUGGUAACAGUUGAAGAAGGUUUCCCUCAGCAUGGAGUCUGUGCAGAAAUCUGUGCGUCGGUAGUAGAGGAGAGCUUUUCAUACUUGGAUGCACCGGUGGAGAGGAUAGCAGGAGCCGAUGUUCCAAUGCCUUACGCAGCUAACCUAGAGAGAUUGGCUCUUCCUCAGGUAGAGGAUAUCGUUCGAGCAGCAAAGAGAGCUUGUUUCAGAUCCAAAUAAGACAAUCAUCAUCUUCAGAAACCAACCCCCCAACACAUUCCUUCUUUGAGUAAAGGAAAAUAAGAAAAGAGGAGAAAAUGAUGUCUCUUUUGCCACAAAACCACCAUUCCCCGUGAUUUUUAUUUGAUCUUUUGCUACUAAUGUCAAUCCUCGCUGCGGUUGUCUUUUUGUCCUUCAAUUUGAAAAUUAUUGAAUCUUUUGGGUUAAUUGAUAAAUCGAUCGAGAAAGCUAGUAAAGAAUCUCA
Molecule: messenger RNA, 1601 nt
Organism: Brassica rapa (field mustard)
Lineage: Eukaryota; Viridiplantae; Streptophyta; Magnoliopsida; Brassicales; Brassicaceae
Product: pyruvate dehydrogenase E1 component subunit beta-1, mitochondrial
Biological process (GO): pyruvate decarboxylation to acetyl-CoA
Cellular component (GO): pyruvate dehydrogenase complex
Molecular function (GO): pyruvate dehydrogenase (acetyl-transferring) activity
Source: RefSeq, a predicted model, not a curated record